This is a messenger RNA of Drosophila suzukii, 1680 nucleotides long. RefSeq names its product protein-cysteine N-palmitoyltransferase Rasp (gene rasp). Gene Ontology annotation, molecular function: palmitoyltransferase activity. Gene Ontology annotation, biological process: protein palmitoylation. Gene Ontology annotation, cellular component: endoplasmic reticulum. NCBI's taxonomy places the organism in Eukaryota, Metazoa, Arthropoda, Insecta, Diptera, Drosophilidae. The record is from RefSeq and is a predicted model, not a curated record.
GCUGGUUCUUCACAUCCCUAGCGUAAUCUUUUCCCCGGUAUGAAGAGCCCAAGUCGGUGGUCUUGUCAUGUCCAGGUUACCUGACCGAUCUCUGCUGACCCGGUGCGAGAUAUUCGUGUAUUUCGGCGUCUAUAUAGCUUAUAUAGUUGUGGGCCUGUACAAGAUCUACGGACUUCGGGAUCACAUAGCCAAGGAGGCAAAGUUCCAGUUUCCGGAGGGCUGGGGCUUUUAUCCCUUUUCCGAGCGGCGGCGAGAUGACAGUAACGAUGAGCUGGAAAACUUUGGAGACUUCAUCGCUAGCUUUUGGCUCUUCUACCUACUCCAUGCGGCUGUCCAAGGAGUCGUGCGCUGGAAAUUUCCUCGCCUUCAAUGCCAGGCAUUCGCCGGAGUUUGUGCCCUGGCCCUGGGAGUUAACCUGGACUGGACAUCAAUGGUCUUACUGGCUGCUUUAAUAGCAAGCUACUACCUCGUUUCCCUUGUCACAUCCAAGAGCAUGGUGUGGCUCUUGUCCGCCGGCUGGAUACUGUGCAUUAAUCUGAUGCAGAAGAACGCCUGGUGGACGGAUCGCGUUGGCUAUACGGAGUACGUCCUGGUGAUAGUCACCAUGUCCUGGAGUGUGCUGCGCGGCUGCAGUUAUUCGCUGUCCAAGAUGGGGGCCAAACAGGAGGAUCUAGGGAGAUACAACCUCAUCCAGUACCUGGGCUAUGCCAUGUACUUUCCCUGCCUGACCUACGGACCCAUCAUAAGCUACCAGAGAUUUGCAGCUAGGCGAGAGGAUGAGCAGCAGGACUGGGUACGAUUCGUCGGAGGAGUCCUGCGUAGUGCCAUCUGGUGGCUGGUGAUGCAGUGCGCCCUCCACUACUUCUACAUACACUACAUGUCGCGGGAUGUGCGCAUGGUGGAGAUGAUGGACUCGGUAUUUUGGCAGCAUUCCGCCGGUUAUUUCAUAGGUCAGUUUUUCUUCCUGUACUACGUGGUUACCUAUGGCUUGGGUAUAGCCUUUGCCCUGCAGGAUGGUAUUCCAGCGCCCAGCAGACCGCGCUGCAUCGGCCGCAUUCACUUCUACUCGGACAUGUGGAAGUACUUCGAUGAGGGCCUGUACGAGUUCCUCUUCCAGCACAUCUACGCCGAGAUGUGCGGCAAGCGAUCCUCGCCGGCGGCCAAGUUUGGAGCCACCGCUUUGACCUUUGCCUUUGUGUUCGUAUGGCAUGGUUGCUACACCUACGUGCUCAUCUGGAGCAUUCUGAAUUUCCUCUGCCUGGCUGCAGAGAAGCUGUUCAAAACGUUGACCUCAUUGCCAGAGUACCAGAGGUGGACACAGCGUCAUCUGGGAGCAGUGUGUGCUCAGCGGUUGUACGCCAUGUUGGCCACACAGCUCUUCAUCCCGGCCGCCUUCUCCAAUGUCUACUUUAUUGGUGGGCAGGAGAUCGGCGACUUCCUGAUGCGCGGCGCCUACCUCAGUGGAGUGGGCAACUACAUGGCCUUGUGCUUCUGUAGCUACUGCUUUUUCCAAUGCUCCGAGCUGCUCCUGACCAAGUCGGAUGCUCGCUCCAAGAUAAAAACUAAUUGACCUCUAUAAAAGUCUGCUUAGAUUAACGUUAAGAAAGACUACUUUUGAACAAUUUUGUAUUACAUCUUGUAUUACUACAUGGCUUUAUAAUUGUUUUGUGACUAUUACAA